This is a messenger RNA of Cololabis saira (Pacific saury), 2251 nucleotides long. It is a transcript of the gene eef1db, whose product is annotated as eukaryotic translation elongation factor 1 delta b (guanine nucleotide exchange protein). Gene Ontology annotation, cellular component: cytosol; eukaryotic translation elongation factor 1 complex. Gene Ontology annotation, biological process: translational elongation. The record is from RefSeq and is a predicted model, not a curated record. Gene Ontology annotation, molecular function: guanyl-nucleotide exchange factor activity; translation elongation factor activity. NCBI's taxonomy places the organism in Eukaryota, Metazoa, Chordata, Actinopteri, Beloniformes, Belonidae. The transcript has 10 exons. Bases 181 to 2175 code for a protein of 664 amino acids.
CCGCUCCUCCCGGUCUCUCCUCCGCAGAAACACGUUUCAUCCUCCGCUUCAUCCUCCGCUGGUUCCUCCAGAAACCUCCAGAAACCUCCAGAAACCCGCUGCUCCGGCUCCAGAACACAGCAAACGCGUUGAGUGUUUGACUUUGACGCUGAGUUGAGCUGCACAUCUUUACCGAGGAAGAUGCCUAAGAAGUCGUCCCCGUGUUUGGAUCAGCCGGAGCCCGGCCGGCCCCCGGUCGGCCCGGCGGAUCAGUCAAAGCUGGAGACGGAGGGCAGGAAACAGAGGAACGGAGAGACGACGGCGUCCUCGUCCCCGGAGAGCGGCAGCGUGAACGGAGACGUGAAGCGCAGCGGCAAAAGCCGCCGCCGCAGGAAACGCUCCUCCAACCCCGACAACGGCCCGGAGGGGAAAGCGGAAAAGUCGAAGAACAACGAAGAAGAACGAGCCGACAAACGCGCCGGCCGGCCGUCCGAUAAGCGCGACGUGCUGAUGAGCGGGCUGAAGUCGGAGUGCGCUCACGUCUGGCUCGAGCGCAGCCUGUACGAGCGGGCGGAGAGUCUCUACCAGCGCUGGCUGGCUAGCUCGUCCAACGGGGCGACCCGGCCCUCGGGGAAGUUCUCAAACUCAAACUUGCCGGCCAACAAGAAGACCUUUGAGCGGGUGGACCACCGCUUCGUUGAGGAAUCCGCGCAGCCGUCGGUUCCGAACUCCCUCAACCUCCCGCCGCCGUCCGGCCGCACGAGGGCCCCCAGGACCCCCGACGAUGGUUACCAAUCUCUGGCCCCGACUCCAGCGACUCCAGCGACGCCGGGUACUCCUAUGACUCCGGUGUCCGGUACUCCGGCCGUGCGGCAGUCGAUCAACGGGCUGCCGCGGAUCGCCGCGGAGCUGCUGCGCGGCGUCUGGCUGGACAAGCCGCGGUACGACCGCGCCGAGGCGGCCUUCUACCAAAACCUGUACGGAAACAACUCCUCCAAGAGGGCCGGCGGCCCCCCCAGGAGCAGCGGGCCCCCCCAGAGCCUCGUGGAGGAGGAGGAGGAGGAAGAUGAGGACACAUCGGAGGAGGGAAAGCCGACGGCGGCGGCGCCGCCCGCGAAGGCGGACGUCUUCCACGCUCUGCUCCCCAUCCAGGAGGAGGAGGAGCCGGCCGACGCCGCGGACCGGGACGAGGCGGCGGGCGUCCGCCACUUCCUGCACCCGGACAGCGAGCGCGUCUGGACGGACAGGCGGCACUACGAGGCGGCCGAGAGCCGCCUUUAUAGCCGCCGCGGCGGCGGCGAGGCCAAGGCCUGUCCGGCGAAGAGGAGUCGGAGGUCGGACGCCUCGUCGUCGGUCCCCUCCCCGGCCCCAAGGGACAAGAAGAUGAGUGCUCUGGACUUCCUGGCCCAGGAGAGGAUCUGGUUUGAUAAACCGCGCUACGACGAGGCAGAGCGGCGCUUCUACGAGCGAGUUAACGGCUCCUCGCCACAGGAUGUCAGUUCCAACAACAUCCUGCAGGACAUCGCUAGAGCCCGGGAGAACAUCCAGAAGUCUCUAGCAGGGCCGGUCCAGAACAGCAGCAGCGCGGCGGAGCAGGCCGAGCUCGUCUCCCGUAUCAAAGGUCUGGAGCUGGAGAACAGCACUCUGCACAAAGUGGUCGGGGAUCUACGCGCCGCUCUCUCCAAACUGGAAAGUCGAGUCGCCGUCCUGGAGAAACCUCCUCCGUCAGCAGCAGCUGCUCCAGUCGCCUACACAAACGGAAACGUUGUCCAGAAGAAGACUCCGGUUAAAGAUGAAGAAGAGGAGGAGGAGGAUGAUGAUGACGACAUGGACCUGUUUGGCAGCGAUGACGACGACGAGGCGGAGAAACUGAAGGAGCAGAGGAUAAGAGAGUACGCCCAGAGGAAGGCCAAGAAACCCGCGCUCAUCGCCAAGUCCUCCAUCCUGCUGGACGUCAAACCGUGGGACGAUGAGACGGACAUGUCCCAGCUGGAGACGUGUGUGCGGUCGGUCGUAGCCGACGGGCUGCUCUGGGGGGCCUCCAAGCUGGUGCCGGUCGGCUACGGCAUCAACAAGCUGCAGAUCUCCUGCGUGGUGGAGGACGACAAGGUGGGGACGGACCUGCUGGAGGACGAGAUCACCAAGUUUGAAGACCUGGUCCAGAGCGUCGACGUAGCAGCUUUCAACAAGAUCUGACCUCCGUCUCCUCCGUCUCCUCCGUCCUUCUGCUGGUUCUACGUUAAUGAUGAUAAUAAAAAACUCUGCACUGAAA